AUGACUUCCAAAUCAACUAUUAUAUUUCUCUUGUUUGCAAUUUUCUGCCUAUUGAAUCACGUCAGCGCAAAAAAGCCUAUCGGCGCAGUCAAAAUUGUUCUCGGCGAUCCGUAUGUUAAGUUAUGGGUCGAUGGAAAUCCUAAACAACAGUCGAAAGUUGUACGGGACAGCUUAGACCCUAGUUUUGGUCAAAAUUUUUUCUUCCUUCUCUAUCCAGGUUCUCAAAAGCUUCAUUUUGAAGUUCGAGAUCGUGAUCCUGGUCACAAAAAAGAUGAUCUGCUGGGCAAGUCUGUGAUUGAUUUGGACGGCUUUUGUACACCCGCCCCAUCAUGUACUGACACUGCGUUCGCCGUGUUAGAUGGUAAUUCCUCAAGAUACCUCUUCGUGACCAUUACGAAGCUCAAUUAA
Molecule: messenger RNA, 408 nt
Organism: Paraglomus brasilianum
Lineage: Eukaryota; Fungi; Glomeromycota; Glomeromycetes; Paraglomerales; Paraglomeraceae
Source: the annotation of a GenBank genome assembly